Messenger RNA from Culex quinquefasciatus (southern house mosquito), 986 nucleotides. RefSeq names its product probable serine hydrolase. NCBI's taxonomy places the organism in Eukaryota, Metazoa, Arthropoda, Insecta, Diptera, Culicidae. The transcript has 2 exons. The record is from RefSeq and is a predicted model, not a curated record. The coding region runs from base 10 to 930 and encodes 306 amino acids.
UCGUCGAAAAUGGCUCAAACCUUUCGGGAGGUGCACAUUCCGGUUCCGUUCGGGGAGAUUCGCGGCAAGUGGUACGGUCCUACGAACGUUCGGCCGAUUCUGUUCAUCCACGGGUUCAACGACAACAGUGGUUCGUUUGAUCGAGUGAUUCCGUUGCUUCCGACCGCAGGAAGCUACCUGGCGAUUGAUUUGCCCGGUCACGGACUGUCCUCGUGGAUGCCAAGCGGCACCGUUUACCGUCUGAAUGAUGCGGCCAUCUGCAUUCGACGGAUCAUGAAGAUCUACGGCUGGUCCAAGGUAUCUCUGGUAGGUCACUCUCUCGGAGCCAUGAUGUGCUACAUCUUCAUCGGACUGUACCCGGAUAAGGUCGAUCUGUUCGUAGCACUCGAUGCGCUUCAAGCGUCCUUCCCGGAAGGGUUAUACGCGAGAUUGGCCUCUCACUUUGAUCGUUCGAUCGAGUACGAUGACGCCAAGGGAAAGAAACCGACCGGAUUGACCUAUGACAAGAUGCUAAGUAAGGCGCGAUAUCCAGCAGGCUCGACAAUCCCGAUAGAACUGUGUCAUCACAUACUGGACAGAAACAUCCGCGAAAGUAGCGUCCUUCCGGGAACCUUCCAUUACACUAUCGACAGCCGCACCAAGCAUCCGGACCUCUCCGGGUGGUCUCGGGAAACAAACCUGGAAACGGCCAGGGCAACCAAGUGCCCAGUGUUGGUGAUCAAAGCUACGGAUUCGCUCUAUUACGGCGAUGACGAGGAGUUCAAGCGACUUUUGGACGAGAUGGGUAAGAAUAAUCCACUGACCCGGUUGGUGGCGAUCGGAGGGCAUCAUUACGUGCAUCUGGUCGAUGCGGAGAGCGUGGCCAACGUAAUUGGCCAAUUUUUGAUCGAUUGUAAGCGAUUUGAGGAAAUUGUGGAGAGUAAGUUAUAGAGUUGAUUAUCUAGUGAAUUUAAUUUGUGUGGAAUAAAAUAUAUCUCAAUGUUAAA